AUGACUUCCGCCGCAAGUAAUGAUGAUUUAGAUAUAUUGACAAGAACGGUUUGGGGUGCAGCACGGAGAGAAUCGGAUGAAGGCAAGGCUGCUGUGGCUCAUGUAAUUAUGAACCGUUUCUAUGCUGUCGGAUAUGGUAAUAGUAUUGCACGUAUUUGUUUGAAAGAUAAACAAUUUUCUUAUUGGAAUUCGGAUGAUGUGAAUUAUCAAAAAAUAAAGAAGUUGAAGAAUACUGAUAAAGAUUAUCGACAUAUCUAUGGCAUUGUCGAAGAUGCGGUUAAUAAAAGACGUCCUGAUAAAACCUAUAAAUCAAAACACUCUCAUGUUGAAAGCGUUCCCCAUUAUUGGCCAACACAUAAAAAACCAGCAGCUAAAAUUAGCAACCAUGUCUUUUACAACGACAUUGAUUAA
Molecule: messenger RNA, 411 nt
Organism: Adineta ricciae
Lineage: Eukaryota; Metazoa; Rotifera; Eurotatoria; Adinetida; Adinetidae
Source: the annotation of a GenBank genome assembly